ACUGAAACACCGUUAAAAUGAGCUGACCACGCCCCUUUUCCAUAGGGAGUACAGUGUAUUUUGGGUAUGGGCGGUCUGGCUCGGAGCUGUCGGUGGUGCUGAAAUCCUGCAAAAAAUUUCCAAGCCAUUUAAAAAAAGCAUUGCGCCUGCGCGUCGCCGGAUCACUGGAACAUAGUUAGCUGUAGGAGCGUCAGUGCAUUCAGUUCCCUGAGCUCGUGCUGUACAGAGCUGGAGAGACAGAGACCUGCAGAUCCACAAGAGGGAUUCAUCCAGAUAUAGGGCUUCUCCGGCUUCUGGGGGGGAUGCAACAUGAGGACGCUGCGUUUGAUCCGGUUUGAGGACUGAAUUCAGGAUAGCGUGGAAACGGACCGACCAAUCGUAUCGUAUGGCGUAACGUUAGCGAUCGUAGGGUAAUAACUGUUGCCUGGUAGAGUAAGUGGCUGGAUGGUUGGUGGGAGUUUUCUUUUUUUCUAAUGAACACCUUCAGAAAGACUGGUGAUUGAUUGUGGGGAAAAAACAAGGUGGGAAACCCCUAACAUUCUGGGCAUUUCAUUGAUUGUUGGGGGUAUGAAGACCCUAAAGGACCCUCACAGAUCUUCGUCUUCCUCCUCCACUGGAUCUAUUAUCUAGUGAUCAUCUCUAAAGGCUUGGUAUAUAAAAGACUUUAUAACGUUAUACCUAUAGGACGGAACAUGGAGCAUCUUCUUCUUGGCGUGUCGCUUCGUGCGUUCGUGGGAGGCUAAACCCAUCCCUUCAUCCACUGGAUCUUUUUCUUUCUUCAAUUUGUUUUCUGGAGCGUGUUAAAUAAUACCGCAAUUAAUUGUGCACGUUUGCGCUUCUUGGCUUUUGCAGAAGCUAUGCGUAACUGACGCAAAGCACGCGUGCGCUUCUUCUCUCGCUUUAUUGUCUCCUCUUCUGACUCUCCACGUUUGACGAUCACGCGUGCGCACGAGCGUGCACUUGGCGCUGGUAACCAACCGGACCGUAGCCGAGACAUGCCUGAGCGACGCGAUGGUCCAAGGCGACGAGAAAGACCGCGUUGUGAUUAACGUGGGCGGCAUCCGGCACCAGACGUACCGCAGCACCCUGCGCACGCUGCCGGGGACGCGCCUGGCCUGGCUGGCGGAGCCCGAUGCGCACAGCCACUUCGACUACGACGCCCAGAUCGACGAGUUCUUCUUCGACCGGCACCCGGGCGUCUUCGCGCACAUCCUCAACUACUACCGCACGGGCAAGCUGCACUGCCCCGCGGACGUGUGCGGCCCGCUGUAUGAAGAGGAGCUCGCCUUCUGGGGCAUCGACGAGACGGACGUGGAGCCGUGCUGCUGGAUGACCUACCGGCAGCACCGGGAGGCCGAGGAGGCUCUGGACAGCUUCGGAGGGGGACCCGCGGAGUUGGGCAACGAUGACACGGAUGCGGACGGCCUGGGCGACCCGGGUGAUGGAGACGAGGAGCUGGAAAUGACCAAGAGGCUGGCACUGGGGGAUGCACCUGAUGGGAAAGCCGGGGGCUUGUGGCAACGUUGGCAACGUCGCGUCUGGGCACUCUUUGAGGACCCGUAUUCUUCUAAAUAUGCAAGGUGGGUGGCAUUCGCCUCUCUGUUCUUCAUCCUGGUGUCUAUAACCACGUUCUGCCUGGAGACACACGAGGCCUUCAACCCUAUCAUCAACCGCACGGACAUCGACCCCGUGGACAACAGCACGCGGAUCUACCAGGAGACGGAGACCGAGGUGUUCCUGACCUACAUCGAGGGCGUCUGCGUGGUGUGGUUCACGUUCGAGUUCCUCAUGAGAGUAACCUUCUGUCCGGACAAAAAAAAGUUCAUCAAGAACACGCUCAACAUCAUCGACUUUGUGGCCAUCCUGCCUUUCUACCUGGAGGUGGGCCUGAGCGGCCUGUCCUCCAAAGAGGCUAAAGACGUGCUGGGGUUCCUGCGGGUGGUCCGCUUCGUGCGGAUCCUCCGGAUCUUCAAGUUGACGCGCCACUUCGUGGGCUUGCGGGUCCUCGGACACACCCUGAGGGCCAGCACCAACGAGUUCCUUCUCCUCAUCAUCUUCCUGGCCCUCGGAGUGCUCAUCUUCGCCACCAUGAUCUACUACGCCGAGCGAAUCGGCGCCAAGCCCAACGACCCGAGGGCCAGCGAGCACACGCACUUCAAGAACAUCCCCAUCGGCUUCUGGUGGGCCGUGGUCACCAUGACGACGCUGGGCUACGGAGACAUGUACCCGCAGACGUGGUCGGGCAUGCUGGUGGGGGCGCUGUGCGCUUUGGCCGGCGUGUUGACCAUCGCCAUGCCCGUGCCGGUCAUCGUCAAUAACUUUGGGAUGUACUACUCGCUGGCCAUGGCGAAGCAGAAGCUACCAAAGAAAAAGAACAAGCACAUCCCGCGUGCCCCGCAGCUGGGCUCCCCCAAUUUCUGUAAGUCAGGCAUGAACUCACCCCACCACAGCACGCAGAGCGACACGUGCCCGCUGGCCGCCCAGGACGAGGUUUUAGAAAUGAACCGAGCAGAUCCCAAAGUGAAUGGCGAGGCGGCCAAGGCAGCGCUGGCCAACGAAGACUGUCCACACAUAGACCAGGCCAUUUCUCCCGAGGACGGCCAGAUCUUUAACCCCUGCGAACCGCGGGGAGACACCCCGUGUUUCCUUCUGAACAUGGCUGGCCGAGCUGCACACACGGGCACCAGAGUGAGGAAGGAGGCUCAGCGGCACGGCCGGAGCAAGGAGCCUGCAGACUCUGUGUGUGUCAUGAACCGUGGUGUUCCAACCACUCUGUGCAUGGCUCACAAGGCUCCUCCCCCUACCUGAUAACCGUGUCUCUUUAUUGUAUGUAGAUGAGAGGCUAAAUGGGGAGGCUUAACGAGGGAGGACAGCCCUCCUUGCCCCACUCAUAGACCCUAGUAAGACCUAGGAAGACAAAAAAAACGCUGCCCCUGUUGUGUUUGUCGUCCGUGUAUCUUAUUGUCGACUGUUCUACUUGUGACGUGAUGUGAGAGUAAGGAUGUCCGGGGGGUGUGUAUUCGACUGCAUGCGUCGUCUUUACAUUCACGUGAAUAUCUGUGUUGUGAACAAGCUUUUUUUUUUUUCCUGUGUGUGUGUUUUUUCUUGUGGUUUCCAUUGGAAUUUUAAAGCAAUGUUCAUUCAGUUUUCUUUUUCUUCCCUGUAUUUGUUAAUCACAACUUCAAUUCAGCCAUUCAACCAUGAAGCUGCCUUUAUUUUUAAUUAAUGUUUAAUGUUUAAUGUUUUCCCUUCGGUUGUACUAUUACUAUUAUAAUAAUUAUUAUUAUUGUUAUUAUUAUUAUUGUUAGAUUGUCACACAUGAGUUGCCUUGCUUUGCAGUUUGCACCUUCUUCCUCCUUCUUCCAGCUGUUAUGUUCCUUUGAGUCUGGAAACGACUGUUGGAAAAAUUCACAUUUUCCUCAAGCAAGUAGUGAUGGAGUUUGGGAAAGAUGUUUUUGGAGUUUUGGAGUUUUACAUGCCAUAGAAGAUUAUGCUAACCUAAUGCUUUUUACGCAUAACUGCAUUAGUAAAUCUAAAGACACCAAUGUAGAGAGAUAAUCGGUUGUGUAUUUGAUUGCAAAAUGCUCUAUGUCUGUUUUAGGGGUGUAACGGUACAUGUAUUUACUCCCAAGCUGCCAAUGGUAGAGAUGUCACAGUUUGGUGCAUGCAGUUUUAUGAAGAUACAUCAUUUUAUAAGGACAAGUUGUAUCUUAAAUCUAAAAAGUUUUGUUGCACUUCAGUCUCCAACGCUCUUGUUAAAAAAGAGUUGCAUGGGAAGCACAGUGAAGCACAUAAGCAAUGAAAGAAGAAGGCACAUGCCAUAGCUUACCUUCACAAAUGAGUGCAAAACGAGUUCAAUAACUUCUACCGAACAGGUAUCUAUUGUUAUAUUGAAUGUAUUUUGCACCAUAGACCUAUAAAUAAUCAGCUAAAUAGCUAGCCUAGCUAGUUGCUAGGAAUGGCCAUGAGUAAAAUUUACCGUUACUCAUUGUAAAAGAUGAAGAAAUCGCUGAACAUGUAACGUAUUUCUAGUUAAAUUGUAGCUCUCCCCCUCCCCCUCACGCUUCUCAGGCAGCAGCAGCCUGUCACUUACACUGACACAGAGACAGCGCUGUGUAUCUACUUCUUUUGUCAAGAAUCAAAACAUUUAAACAUGACGUAUUUGAUUUAAUUGCCUUAAGGAACAUUGCACAUCCUGCGAUGCUUCAACAAUAUAUCGUGCCGCCAUAAUAUAUAGUGUCUCAUUUUCUGUUUCUGACGUAUAUAUUUUAUAAUAAUCAAAAACAACACAUCUGCUACUCAAUUGUAACUGAUUGCAGUUUAUGUUAGCAUGUGUAGCAUGACUGCGUUAGCUAGCACAGUCCAGAUCACUUUAGCUAACCUUGCUAAGUAAGCUAGCUAUCUCAGUACCCUCUGCCUUGUUAUCUCAGCUGCUUCAGAUUUUUUCAAUUAAUAAAAAAAAAUGCCCGUCCCUAGUGAGCUAAUCUAGUGGUUGUGAAAAAUUACUCGGCUAAAGUGACUAGCCUGUUUGGGGGAAAAGCAGCCAGCGUCUGUUUUUCAAUCUUUCUGAGCUCGAAAGAAAAACUCACUGCCAAUAUUUCUAAUUUUUAUCCCAUUUCCUCCCUUAUUUACAAGGCCAACUACCCAACACACUUAUUAGGACUCCCCCUAUCACUAGUGAUGCCUCAACACCAGGAGGUUGAAGAGUAGCACAUGCUUCCUCCGAUACAUGUGAAGUCAGAUUCCGCCUCUUUUUCGACUGCUGCUGAUGCAGCAUUGCUGAGUAGCAUCACAGCGCUCUCAGAGUAAAAAGCACAGCGACUCGGUUCUGACACAUCAGCUCACAGACGCAGCCUUGUGCUGAUCGACAUCACCCUAGGAUUGAUGAGGGGAAAAAGUGCCAUCUACUGUACCCACCCAGAGAGAGCAAGGCCAAUUGUGCUCGCUCUGGGCUCCGGUAACCGACGGCAAGCUGCAUAAACAGGAUUCGAACCGGUGAUCUCCUGAAAUACUGAUUAUUUUUAAAGUGGAAUUAGUGUUGAAUUCUUGUUGGGGAAUAAGCAAAGGGCGGAAGGCAGAAGGCUACACCCACACAGAUUUCAGUGACGUGCUGCACAGUUCUAGUUUGAACUUAGUUAAUAUCUUACUAGCAUGUUUAUUUAAUAUCUGAAGAAACGUCCUGAUCAUAUUAUCAUUUACUACUGCACAUAUAAUCCUUAAUGGUCAUUUAAUAGAGACCAAGACUCUAUUGGAAAUAACUGCCCAAUGGUGUUGCAAAUAUGGCCGCCAAUUAAACAGACUUUUUAAAAAUAUAAAUAGUAAGUUUUGGUUUAGCUGAAGAUCAGAUGUUUAAACAUAUAUUUACAAAAAUAGAGAUUAUUCUGCCUUUUCCCUGUUUUUUUUACCAAACUUGUACCAUACCAUGAUGUCUAAACCAUGACUUUAUAAUGCACCGCUACACCCCUAAUAUACUUUAUUCUUGCAUGUGAUUAGUACUACUUUUUAAAUACUACAGAAAAAAAGAUUCUUGAAAUUUUACUGGUCAACUUUUGAGACGAAUAUGCAAUCUCUUAUCUAUAAUCUUCAGAACAUGGUUUGUAGAAAGCUACACUGCCACUGCUUUCAAAACACGACUUUGUAUUUAUUAACUGAGAUAACUGAUUUUCAGCAACAGAUUGAACUGCCAUUCAGAGAGUAACCGGGAUUGUGUGUGAGAAAAAUGGAAAUAAUGCAAUUUAUGUUCCUUGGGAAAUGACUAGUCACUGUCUGGAUUCAUUUCUGAACAAUUCUCUGUUUGAAAUAGAAAUACUAAAUGUCUGUGGGAUGUAUAGUGUUUUUUUAAUGGUAUCGGUUAUCUUAAAAAAAAAAAACCCACUGAAGUAGUUCUUGCAUUUCUCUUGCAGAACAGCAAUAUAGUAUAUGUGUACAAUAUAUAGUCGUAGACUAACGAUAGACUGCCAUGCACUGCAUAAACACAAGCUAGCCUACUCAUUUCUUGAGCAUAUUAAUUCAAGAUCAGUAUUCGUUGCUACUAUCUUGAGCACUAUCGAUUGUUAAUUAUGCAAAUAAUUAUGCAUACAUUUAAUUAUGCAUACAAUGCAAACACAUUUAGGGUGAAUUAGCCUAAUGUGGGACAGCCAGCAGUUUUCUGACUUGGAUUAAAAUUGUUUUAUAUUAAUUUCCACUGAAAUUUGAAUAUUUAUAUGCUAAUCUAUUAAAACAAUAUUCUGUAGCCUAUAUUAACAUGUCUGCAUUGCAAAAAAAAAGCACUGGUUAAAACCAUUAUAUAACUUUAACAGUGAUGCAACCACCCCCAAGUAUUAAAUAUAAAUUCGCCGUAACCUGCUGUCCCAUGACUUUUGGCACGUCAUUGUAGAAUUGUACUACAUUAGGCAAACCAACCAUACUGUUCUAUUAUUCGAAGCAUAUUUCAUUAAUACAUUUGAUUGAAUAAAGCAAAUAAUUUUAUUUCUUCUCCUUCCUGUUUGAAGAUUGAUCCAUCCUUAAAUUUUAAAUUGGACAUUUGAGAAGUGAUAUGAUUUUGAUCACAUGCUAUAGUUUUCUUGUCCCACAUUAAGAGAAUUCACCCUACUUACAAAAAAGAAGAUAAAACUAGAUGUUUUAUACGAUAUUUAUGCUUUUAUGUGCCUAUGAGUUGCUGUAUUCUCUCCUUCUGUUAGGAACAGUAUCGGGAAUCCAUUCAGUGGAUUGAGAUAAGAUUAAAAAACAAAAAAAUCUAUUUAUUAUAUUAUAACUGGAAGAGCAUGAUUUGCCUAUCCUUACACAUUAAACGAUCAGCAUACCUCAGCUCAACACCUCAUAAUGAAUUUCAUGUAUUAAAAAAAGAUGCCUCAUGCAAUCAGCACGACACGUCACUUUUCUCACACAGGUUUUAUUAUUGUUAUUUUUUUAGUUAAAUAACGCUUGAAAGCCUCAGUCAGAGAUCACAGUUUAAUGCUGAAAAUCUCAACAUUCGGUGAUGUUGAAAUCCACGAGCAUGUCUCUGUGAAGACGUCAGUGUACGUAUAGACCCUUUCACACAGAGUAUGUUUUUUUUUGUACAGCGAAAUAUAUACACUAUACACAACUAUAUUUACUUUUAUAUUUACUAGUUAUUCAGCAACCUCACUUACGCUUACCUAAUAUGAUUUUUAUGAUAAUAUGAUAAUGUGAUUUUUUUAGUUUACACUUUGUGUUAUUUUGGCUAAUCUGCUGUUAAACGACAUCUUAUUGUUAGGUCUGCACAAAAAUGCUUUUUUAACCCCACACCCACUGGUUUUAGUCCCGUUACCACCCACUCUCGCCAAAAAAUUGCUUGUUUUAAUCUCGUUACCACCCGCUCCCGCCAAUAAUCGGUUGUUUUAGUUCCCUUACCACCCAUUUCCACCAAAAAUCACUUGUUUUAGUCCCGUUACCACCCGCUCCCGACAAAAAUAAUUUGUUUUAGUCCCGUUAGCACCUGCUCCCGCCAAAUAUUGCUUGUUUUAGUCCCGUUACCACCCAUUUCCACCAAAAAUCACUUGUUUUAGUCCCGUUACCUCCCGCUCUUGCCAAAAAUCUUUUGUUUUAGUCCCGUUACCACCCGCUCCUCCCAAAAAUCACUUGUUUUAGUCCAGUUACCACCCACUCCCGUCAAAAAUCACUUGUUUUAGUCCCAUUACCACCCGCUCCCGCCAAAAAUCACUUGUUUUAGUCCUGUUACCACUCGCUCCCGCUAAAAAUUGCUUGUUUUAGUCCCGUUAUUACCCGCUCCCACCAAAAAUCGCUUGUUUUUGUCCUGUUACCACUCAUUUCCACCAAAAACCACCUGGUACCACCUGGUCUCACCAGAAAUUGCUUGUUUUAGUCCCAUUAUCACCCGCUUUUGCCAAAAAAUGUUUGUUUUAGUCCCGUUACCACCCACUCUCGCCAAAAAUCGCUUGUUUUAGUCCCUUUACCACCCACUCUAAACACACCAUUACUAAAGUGUUUUCUCUCAGUGUUUAUAAAGUGUAACUUGCACUUUUUGGAUGUAAAAAAAAUCAGACUUGGUGUGAAAUAUGCCAUUAAUAUACGCAUUUUAGUUUCCAAAACUUUGCGUGCAUUUUUUUUUUUGUACAAAAAUUCUGACUUUAUGUGUAAUACGCCAAAAUAAGCAUGGUAAUAAUUCUUUGGUCUGUACAAAUCAGACUCUGUGUGAAAGGCGACAAUAAUAUAUACAGAUUGAGCAUAACAUUAUGACCACUUACUUGUUUCUACACCCAUGCUGCCCACAGCAUGCCAGGAUAGUGGUUCAUUCUCAGUUCAGCAGUGACUCUGAGGUGUUUAAGAACUCCAGCAGCACUGCUGCACUAUAUGAUGCUAACUAAUGCUGAUCAGUGCUAAUAAUCACUGCAGUGCUGAGAAUAAUGAUCCACCACCCAAAUAAUAAUAAUAAUAAUAAUAAUAAUAAUAAUAAUAAUAAUAAUAAUAAUAAUGGCUGUAUCUUUGUGGUGGUUUUCUCUCCUGUGGGGUUCUGAGUAUUGAAGAACAGAGGGGAAAGGAGGAUAAUAAUGAAGGAUACAGAGACACAGACACAAAACUACAGUCUUAUUGUAGUCUUAUGUGAUUAUUAUACAACUAUAAAAAGAGUCCUAUAUGAUCAGUGAAGCAUAUGAGUGUAGAAACAAAGUGAUAAUGUUGUGCUUGAUCGGCGUAGGCCUUUAAUUUUGUAUUUUUGCUGCUGGUUUGACGGUUCUUGGCUGAGGCUUUCAAAGUGUCUUAUAAAGUAAAGAUGGAGCAAUAGGAGAAUCCUGCAGCUGCAGCAGAGCUUCUAAAGGCCACCUCUCAAAUGAGCUCAGUUCACUGCGGACCUUUUUAGUAUUUUUGUCACGACAUGAUUAUUUCAAUAAAGAGAAAUUACGGUUUCAAAAAAUUAAUAAACAUUUCAGUCAUUC
Molecule: messenger RNA, 8915 nt
Organism: Astyanax mexicanus (Mexican tetra)
Lineage: Eukaryota; Metazoa; Chordata; Actinopteri; Characiformes; Acestrorhamphidae
Gene: kcnc1a
Product: potassium voltage-gated channel, Shaw-related subfamily, member 1a
Exons: 4
Coding region: 1012-2808 (598 amino acids)
Biological process (GO): potassium ion transmembrane transport; protein homooligomerization
Cellular component (GO): neuronal cell body membrane; voltage-gated potassium channel complex; dendrite membrane
Molecular function (GO): delayed rectifier potassium channel activity; protein binding
Source: RefSeq, a predicted model, not a curated record